Messenger RNA from Maniola jurtina (meadow brown), 4751 nucleotides. RefSeq lists its product as uncharacterized. Bases 518 to 3862 code for a protein of 1114 amino acids. The transcript is spliced from 11 exons. The record is from RefSeq and is a predicted model, not a curated record. Gene Ontology annotation, biological process: regulation of transcription by RNA polymerase II. NCBI's taxonomy places the organism in Eukaryota, Metazoa, Arthropoda, Insecta, Lepidoptera, Nymphalidae. Gene Ontology annotation, molecular function: RNA polymerase II cis-regulatory region sequence-specific DNA binding; DNA-binding transcription factor activity, RNA polymerase II-specific.
AAAAUAUUAUAACGUAACGUAAACGCAAUAUAAAAUAGCAUUAUAUAUCUAUUGAUGGGUUAGUGAACAACGCUAUAUUAAAAUAACUUGAUUUAGAUAACUCGAUUAGUUUUCGAUUUUGAACGAAUUAUCGAUGUGUACGGUCCCUCACAUCCAUUCAUUUUUAGUCUGUGGUCGAAGUAUCGUCUCUGCACAACACUAAAGAAAUUAAAGCAUUAAAGAAUGCGAAACGUCAAAAUUAGCAUUUUAGUUUUCUCUGUGGAUCUUAAUCUUUGUUUUCAUUUAGUUUUUAUUAAAAAUUUUGAUUAAAUCAUGGAUAAAUUCAAUAAAUAUUACAUCUAUAUUUUACUUAAGAUGUUGUUCGUGGACCACAAGGCGUUUGUGCGUAUUUUUAACUGAUUUAUCAUCGGAAAUAGUGUUAACGAAGUUACAUGUUGGCGAAAAGAGCUUAACUACUCUCCUGAGUAUAUCGUCCAAGGAUUACAAUUUGUUUAUUCUGAUUUCUGAGCAUAAUACAAUGCAACAACAAGGAACAACAACGAGUAACAACUCGUCUAGAGCUAGAGAUUAUCGAUACGGAUUCAAAUCUAGAAUGUUUGCAAGUCAGUUCCGCCGCAAAAACCGUGGACAAAAUUUAAGAAAAAAGAAACAAACAGCUAAUGAUGCAGACAAAGCCUUACGCUUAAAAUGUCCGCAUGAUGACUGUGAUAGGUCUUUUCUCGACCAAGUUUUGGUGGAUUUGCAUUUGCAUAAUGAUCAUAAAGAAUUUGUGCCUACAAUAUGUGACUGGGAAAAUUGUGGAAAAAGCUUUGAAACUGCUCAAGCUGCAGAAACACACAAAAAAAGCGUACACUACAAGAAGGCACCACACAAGUGCACAAAAUGUGAGAAAGGAUUUAAUAAAUUUGAAGAUAUAAAAAGUCAUUUCCUACUGACACACACAAAAUGGAAAAAAGACGAAUCAUCGGAAGAUAACGGACGGACGAGCAUUCCCAUUGAUAAAGAAUCCACAUCCGGGACUGAUUGGAGAUCAAACUCUUUUACGCCCAACGUUAGUGAGAAUGAAGAUUCAAGCGACGAUUUUGAUUUUGACAGUUUUUUUGACAAACCCAAGUUGACAACGAAAAAAGUUGAAAUAGUCUUUGAAUGUGAUAGGGAAAAUUGUGGAAAAUGCUUUAAGACUUCUAGUGAACUAGAAAGCCACAAAAAAACCCAUGUGGUUGAGAAUGAUGAUAAAUUACAGAAAUGUACAAAAUGUGAUGCGCGAUUUGAAUCGUUUGAACUUGUGAAAACCCACUUUCUACAUACACACACAAAGUGGAAAAAAGAGGAUGCAUUAGACGAAGACAAAAAUAGUAAAGAUGCUACUGUUGUUAACGAAUAUGGAUCCGAUGAUUGCAAAAACAUGGUUCCAAAGGUUCCAAAAGUUCCAAAAGUUGAAACUAAAGGAGCCGCCGUGAAGAAGAUAAAUAAAAACUAUUCCAAAAAUAUUCAGAAUCGCAAGAAAACUGACAAAUUAUUUAAUACUGUAACUUCGGAGUCGAGCGUAGAAGGUUUUGCAUCUAUGGCUAAUGAUACAAUAUUAAAUGAAAACCAAUCUGUAUCUAAUGCAAACAAUACAGUUGACAAAAAUACAUAUCUUAUAUUUACUGAAGAAGUUAUGCUAAAUUCCGAAAACCCCACGUUCUAUAUUAUUAAGACCAAGCCUAAAGUAGAGGACUCCACUUCUAACGUUCAAGAUAGUUCGCUCUAUCAGCAACUUACCCAAAAUACUGCAUCUAAUAUUAAAAAAAAUAUAACUGUAGCGAAUUUUUCUUCAUCUUUUACUCAACAUGAUAUGUCCAAAGCUAAAUUGGCAAUGUCUUACGCUCAAAACCUUAUAUCUGAUCUCAGAAAGAAUACUUCUAAUGUUGAAAACACUAUGCCUAAAAUUGGAAACGCUACAUCUUUUCAAGCUAAUAUUAUACCUAUUGUGCGAAACAUCACACCGAAUCUUGCAAAUGUUAUACCCAUUGUAAGAAACGUUACACCGAAUCUUGCAAAUGUUGUACCUGUUGUGAGAAACAAUACACCGAAUCUUGCAAAUGUUGUACCUGUUGUGAGAAACAAUACACCGAAUCUUGCAAAUGUUGUACCUGUUGUGAGAAACAAUACACCGAAUCUUGCAAAUGUUAUACCUGGUGUGGAAAGCAAUUCACCGAAUCUUGCAAAUGUUAGACCUGUUGUCGGAAAUAUUAUACCUAAUGAUGAAGAUGUAAGAAAAGAGAUAUCAACUGAUGUUGUAAACGCUAAGCGCGAUGGGGAAAAUGUUACAUCUAAUGUUGCAACUACUAAGCCUUGGGUUAACAAAAGUACAUCUAUGCUUGCAAAUAUUAUACCAGUCAUAAAAAACAUUGUUCCAAACGUGCCAGCUGAAAACAUUACGCCUAACUUUGCGAACACUACCCGGGAGUUUGGCACUUCUACAGCUGAUUUGAAAAAGCCUAUAAGGACGUACGAAAGACGUAACCGCCAAUCCAAUGGAAUCAUCCAAUUGGAUAACGCCAAGCGCAAGGGGGAGUUUAGUAGAAUUCAGAAAUGCGACUGCUGCGGAGACAAAGAGUCCCAAUCGGAUGGUAAUGCCAGUAAACCCACUGCAGAUGAGCCCUACAUUUGCCCAUUCGAAUGUGGAAAAAGAUUUAGCGGCAGACACGAUUUGGAUAGUCACAUACACGUACGGAUACGCAGUAAACCGAUAUUUUUCGAAUGUCAUAUUUGUCGGAAAAGAUUCAUUACUAAGGACUUUUUGCAAAAACACGCCAAAGUUCACGAGAAGGAUCUAUUGGGAAUUCAAGCCAACUCCGAAAAUGACGAUUUUGAAAUCAUUGAAGAGAUUGAAACAGGAGCAUACAUAUGCAGUGAAAACACCGAUGUCACAAAAACGACUUGUCCAAAAAGUGACACCUCUGAAACAACAGAUGAGGACAAUUCCGAAGCCGAAGAUAAUACUAAUCCUACGAGUGAAAUCAGUGAGGAAGACUAUUCUUCUGAAGAAGAAAACAUUACGAAUGACAAUACUGAAGUUCCUGGUUUGGUCGAAGAUGAAGUUUGUUUAGAUUUAGGAGAAAACUUAGACAACACACCAAUAGAUCCACUUUCAGGGAUCAGUAGUUUUGAAGAGGUACCUUUACCUCAGAUAAUAAAAAGAGAAGAAGAAACUACAGAACCCAUGCCUAGAUUAAUAGAUAUAGGAGAAAAGAAUAUGGAAUUUAUACCUUUGCAAGGAAUAAAUACAGAAGAACUUAUAUUACCUACACCUUUAGUAGUAAAUAAUAUAAGAGAUCGGAGUUUGAAAUUUAUGCCUUUGCAGAAAAUGAGAAGAGAAGACAAAGUUAUAGAACAGCUAAUAAAUACAGAAGACUUUGAAGAUCUUAUACCCUCUCAGAUAGUAGGAAUAAGAGAAGACACUACCGAAAUUAUACCUCCUAAGAUAGUAGAAAUAAGAGAAGACAUUAUCGAAGUUCUGCCCUCGGCGAUAAUAGAAGGACAAGAUGAAGAUAUAGAAUUAAAACAUGUACCUGAACAGGUGAUGAGUACGGAAGAAUAUGAAGGAUCUAUAACCAAUCAAAUAUUAAAUGUUAGAAGAGAUAGUAUGGAAAUUAUGCCUUUGGAGAGAAUAAAAAGAGAAGACGAUAAUGUAGAACUUAUACCUGAAGCUGAACAGAUAAUAAAUACGGAAGAAGGUAUAGAUGUGAUCCCAGCAAAAAGACUAAAAAGAGAAGAAGAUUAUAUGAAUUUAGCAGAUGCUGCAGCUGUAUUACCAAGUUUGUUAGAGAAUAGAGUUCUGCAAGUUCGUUUAGAGAGAUUACCAUUUUUUACUUAAAUAAUAACUAGGAAUUUCGAACGUAUAGAGCGCGCAAAACAAGUAGUCCAAUCUGAACAUCAGGCGUAGGACUGCCAAUUGUACAAAAAACCAGCCAAGUGUAAGUCAGACUCGCGCACCAAGGGUUCCGUACACGGAUAUUUUUCCGACAUUAAAAACUAUCUCAGCCAGGCGUAUUUCAUUCUUAGUCUAUGACUUGCGCAAUCGGUUUGAAAUUUGGCAUGCAGAUAGCCAUUACGACGUAGACAUACGCUAAGAAAGGAUUUUUGGAAAUUCAACCCCUAAAUUAAGGUAAAAUAGGGGUUUGAAAUUUGUGUAGUCUACACAGACAAAGUUGUGCGCAUGAGAUAGUGAUUUACAAAUUAAAUGGCUAGUGAUUUACCAAUUAAAGGGCAUGUAUUAAGAACAAGUUUCGAUAAGGAUACGCGAAUUAGGCUAUAUUUUCUCGACCUAGAUUUUUUUUUAUACAUUAUGUAUAUUUAUAGCCAUAGUAUGGUGGAUAUUUUAAUGACUGCAGAGUUCUACGUUUUAACCGACUUCAAAAAGAGGAGGAGGUUCUCAAUUCGUCAGAAUCCUUUUUUUUUUAAGUUAAUUCUUUGAGGUGUAUUAUUGAACCUAUUAUGUAUGUAGUAUGCAAUUACAUUGUUUAUAUAAGCACAUAUCUUAAUCCUGAUUAUAAAUUCAAAAUGUAUACUUUUAUUCACGUACAGUGUACAUCUUUAAUAAACAAAAAUUAAAUCACCGUUUUGUUAGCAAAAUAGUAUGUACUUAAGGGGCAUGAGACGGGUCUGCCCGCGAAAUUCAAAUUUUCUUUUUUUUUUUUCGCAAUUUGUAAACUAAUACGACAACGUAGGCUUAUGGUAUUUUAAUUGCGCCGAUGGCAGUAUCA